GCCGACCGUCACGGUACGCGCGUCGCUCUCCCUCUCUCUCUCUCUCUGUCGCGCCGCUCGCUCUCGCUGGCUGUUGCGUCGAGCGGCAGCCCGUGUGAUUCCAAAAGGGCAGCCAGGGUGUGCUUGGAAGAUGAUUCAAGGAGAUACGUUUCCAUCCACACAUUACUAUCCAUGAUGAAGAGGGAGCUUGAUCAUUGUCGACGCUGCGUUGGGCGCACCGCUUACGACUUGCGAUGACCGGCGCCUCGAGCCGAGCUCGUGUGCUGUUGGCGUCGUGAGCUCGUUUCGGCCAGGGCAAUCAUGGGCCAACCGUGCAUGUUCAUGCCUCUUGACCUGUGGUGUAUGCUGAGGAUGAUGGAAACGUGAUCAUGGGUAGCUGGGUCGGGGCAAACGGGUCCGCGGGGUCGUGCUUGCUCGAGCCAACUCGACCACGAGCCUGUGCAUCCAACCUUGUGAAGGCUCGGCUUUGCCAGGCAUCCCUCUUCCUACUCUCCCGCCUGUCUUGACGCAGCGUCGGCAACAUUGAUGGUCAAACAACACACAUACUCAUACAUGGCAGCCGUCAGAUGUUUCUUUCUUGUACAAACGCGUGUGGACUAGCAUCUGGUCACAUCAUCUGGUCACAUGGCUUUGCAUCGCAACCCCGGCUUGCUCACCUGGCUCUUUCACUCUGUGCGCUUCCUCUCGUAUGUCGUGCGGUCGGUUGAUUGCGAUAACAUGGUUGUGCUGCGCCUUCAGAAGCGCUUGGCCGCUAGCGUCCUCAAGUGCGGCAAGCGUAAGAUUUGGCUUGACCCCAACGAGACCCAGGACAUCUCGCACGCCAACAGCCGUCAGCAAGUCAAGAAGCUGAUCGCGGAUGGCUACAUCAUCCGUCAGCCUCAGGUCGUGCACUCGCGCUCGCGUGCGCUCCGUCACGCCGCUGCCGUGCGCAAGGGUCGUCACACCGGCCAUGGUAAGCGCAAGGGUACCGCCAACGCGCGUAUGCCCGUGAAGGUGCUCUGGAUGCGCCGCCAGCGCGUCCUUCGUCGUCUUCUCCGCAAGUACCGUGCCACGAAGAAGAUUGACAACCACCUCUACCACGAGCUGUACAUGCGCAGCAAGGGUAACGUUUUCAAGAACAAGCGUGUCCUGAUGGAGUACAUCCACAAGCGCAAGGCUGAGGACUCUCGUAAGAAGCUCCUCUCCGACCAGGCCGAGGCUCGCCGCCAGCGCGUUCGUGCUGCUCGCGAACGUCGUGCCGACCGCGUCCAGAAGCGCCAGCAGGAGCUCAUCUCCGAGGCCGUCAACGCCGAGAAGAAGAAGUAAAUGGUUGGCUUACGGGCCCGUGUGUCUAUGGUCGGGGUUUCAUGUUACCAGGACGUGGUGCGAUGCCUUGAAAUGGAUGCAUUCUCACAGA
Monosiga brevicollis MX1 is the source of this 1396-nucleotide messenger RNA. RefSeq lists its product as uncharacterized. Bases 625 to 1305 code for a protein of 226 amino acids. Gene Ontology annotation, cellular component: ribosome; cytosolic large ribosomal subunit. Gene Ontology annotation, molecular function: RNA binding; structural constituent of ribosome. The record is from RefSeq and is a predicted model, not a curated record. Gene Ontology annotation, biological process: translation. NCBI's taxonomy places the organism in Eukaryota, Choanoflagellata, Craspedida, Salpingoecidae. The transcript is spliced from 3 exons.